AUGUCAAAUAGGGCAAGAGACUUACUCGAGCGAAUGGCUCAAAUGGUGAUUGUCGCUAAGUGCAAGUGUGCAUGGCAAAGAUCAAAAUCUAUGACACAUGUGAACUGCUUGAGAAUUGAUCCGUGGAUCGUAGAGGAGCUCAUUGAAGCUGUUGCUCUUGCUAGAAUCGAGAACGAUUCAUCAGAUAAUUCAGUGAUGUACACAGAGAGUUUGGAUAGUUUGAAAUGA
This is a messenger RNA of Caenorhabditis briggsae, 228 nucleotides long. The transcript has 3 exons. NCBI's taxonomy places the organism in Eukaryota, Metazoa, Nematoda, Chromadorea, Rhabditida, Rhabditidae. The record is from RefSeq and is a predicted model, not a curated record. Bases 1 to 228 code for a protein of 75 amino acids.